CCCUCCCAGAGCUGAUCCCGCAGUGUGAGGAAAAGCGACUCCGCUCCGACACAAACUCUUCAAACAAACCCAGCCGAGGCUUCACUGCGCGGUUUCACCGUCUCUAAACCCACACCGGGCCUUAAAGUGCGCGUUUCAGAGGUUUCCUCGCCUUCCUGUCUGCUGCUGAGGGCUAUUUUUCGGGGAAUUGGAGAAAGGGGAAAAGUUUUCAGCAGGACGGGAGUUUUUAAUCCUCCAUUUUGAAUUUGAAGAGCUUCAGUCAAGUUUUUGUUUUUUUUUGAACCUCUGAGAACAUGACUGCUAUCAACACCCCGAACAUCAACUUCAAAUGGGAUCCCAAAAGCCUGGAGAUUCGCACGCUGGCUGUGGAAAGGCUCCUGGAGCCACUCGUCACCCAGGUGACCACUUUGGUGAACUCGAGCAACAAGGGUCCGAGCAACAAGAAGAAGGGCCGCUCCAAAAAGGCCCACGUUCUGGCCGCCUCGGUGGAGAGCGCCACGCAGAACUUCCUGGAGAAGGGUGAGAAGAUCGCCAAGGAGAGCCAGUUCCUCAAAGAGGAGCUCACCGCCGCCGUAGAGGACGUCCGUAAGCAAGGAGAGUCCAUGCGUCAAGCCUCGGGUGAGUUUGCUGAAGACCCCUGCUCCUCGGUGAAGAGAGGGAACAUGGUGCGAGCGGCUCGCGCUCUUCUCUCAGCCGUCACACACCUGCUGGUGCUGGCCGACAUGUCCGACGUCUACCUGCUCCUUCUGCAGCUCAAACUGGUGGAGGAAAACUUGGCGAAGGUGCGUAACGCCGGGACCGAGCAGGAUCUGGGCAUCCAGUACAAAGCUCUGAAGCCUGAAGUGGAUAAACUCAACAUGAUGGCAGCCAAGAGACAGCAGGAGCUGAAGGACGUGCAGCACAAGGAGCAGAUGGCGGCGGCACGCGGCGUGCUGCAGAGAAACGUUCCCCUGCUGUACACGGCGUCCCGCGCCUGCCUGCAGCACCCGGACGUCGCCGCCUACAAGGCCAACCGAGAGCUCAUCUACAAGCAGCUGCAGCAGGCCGUCUCAGGAAUCUCCAACACGGCACAGGGCAUCAGCACCGAGGACUCCAGCCUGGGUCAGCACACGGGCCCGGGAGAGCUCGCCGGGGCACUCAACAACUUCGAUAAGCAGAUCAUCGUGGACCCCCUGAACUUCAGCGAGGAGCGCUUCCGCCCGUCACUGGAGGAGCGCUUGGAGAGCAUCAUCAGCGGCGCCGCCCUCAUGGCCGACUCGUCCUGCACGCGUGACGACCGCCGCGAGCGCAUCGUGGCCGAGUGCAACUCCGUGCGCCAGGCGCUGCAGGACCUGCUGUCCGAGUACAUGGGCAACGCUGGACGUAAGGAGAGAAGCGACGCUCUGAACACGGCCAUCGACCGGAUGACGAAGAAGACCCGAGACCUGCGCAGACAGCUGAGGAAGGCCGUGAUGGACCACGUCUCGGACUCCUUUUUGGAGACCAACGUUCCCCUGCUGGUCCUCAUCGAAGCGGCUAAAAACGGAAACGAGAAGGAGGUGAAGGACUACGCCCAGGUUUUCCGCGAGCACGCGAACAAGCUGAUCGAGGUCGCCAACUUGGCCUGCUCCAUCUCCAACAACGAGGAGGGCGUGAAGCUGGUGCGCAUGGCCGCGAUGCAGCUGGAGACGCUGUGUCCUCAGGUGAUUAACGCGGCGCUGGCUCUGGCCGCCAAACCCAACAGCAAGGUGGCCCAAGAUAACAUGGAUCUGUUCAAGGAGCAGUGGGAGAAGCAGGUGCGCGUGCUCACGGAUGCCGUCGACGACAUCACCUCCAUCGACGACUUCCUGUCUGUAUCCGAGAACCACAUCCUGGAGGACGUGAACAAGUGCGUGAUGGCCCUGCAGGAGAGGGACGUGGACGGGCUGGACCGCACUGCCGGCGCCAUCAGAGGACGAGCCGCCCGCGUCGUCCACGUCGUCACCUCGGAGAUGGACAACUACGAGCCUGGAGUUUACACCGAGAAGGUUCUGGAAGCCACCAAACUCCUGACUGAUACAGUGAUGCCACGUUUCACCGAGCAGGUGGAAGCAGCAGUGGAGGCUCUGAGCACGAAUUCUCAGCCAGUGGAGGAGAACGAGUUCAUCGACGCGUCCCGUCUGGUGUACGACGGCGUGAGGGACAUCAGGAAGGCCGUGCUCAUGAUCCGGACCCCUGAGGAGUUGGACGACUCUGACUUCGAGACCGAGGAGUACGAGACUCGCAGCAGGACCAGUGUCCAGACGGAGGACGAUCAGCUCAUCGCUGGACAGAGCGCCCGGGCCAUCAUGGCUCAGCUGCCUCAGGAACAGAAGGCGAAGAUCGCAGAGCAGGUGGCGAGCUUCCAGGAGGAGAAAAGCAAACUGGACGCCGAGGUCUCCAAGUGGGACGACAGCGGCAAUGACAUCAUCGUUCUGGCCAAGCAGAUGUGCAUGAUCAUGAUGGAGAUGACCGACUUUACGAGAGGAAAAGGGCCGCUGAAGAACACAUCAGAUGUCAUCAGCGCCGCGAAGAAGAUCGCCGAGGCGGGGUCUAGAAUGGACAAGCUGGGACGCACCAUCGCUGAUCAAUGUCCUGACUCAGCGUGUAAGCAGGAUCUGCUGGCCUACCUGCAGCGUAUCGCUCUCUACUGCCACCAGCUCAACAUCUGCAGUAAGGUGAAGGCUGAAGUGCAGAACCUGGGAGGAGAGCUCGUCGUGUCCGGGCUGGACAGCGCCAUGUCUCUGAUCCAAGCAGCCAAGAACCUGAUGAACGCCGUGGUGUCCACUGUGAAGGCCUCGUACGUGGCCUCCACCAAGUAUCAGAAAUCCCAGGGCAUGCAGAACCUCAACAUGCCGGCCAUCUCCUGGAAGAUGAAGGCUCCUGAGAAGAAACCUCUGGUGAAGCGCGAGAAGCAGGACGACGGUCAGACCAACAGAGUGAAGAGAUCUUCUCAGAAGAAGCAUGUCAACCCGGUGCAGGCUCUCAGCGAGUUCAAGGCCAUGGAUAGCAUCUAAGCAGCACCGUGUUCAAUCCUACCACAGUCCUGACCCACUUCCUGCUUAGAGAAUCGAUCUAACACACACACCCACCCACCCCUGAUUGAGUUUAUUCCCACACCGUGAGGCGUGUUAAAGCUGUGCAGGACAGUUAGCUCGAAACCACUGCUGUAGAUUCAUCCAUGACGGCUGCUUUUUAUUUCAAUCAUUCCUCUGAUUCGUUUCUUCCUCCUGCGUCUAUUUAUUCCACACUUUCAUUCUUCAGAGGACGUCUUUAGACACCAGUAUGACUAAGAAAAAAAAAUAAUCGGAUGAGGGAACUUUUUUUUUUUUAAAUCUUCUGCUGUGUACUGAUUAUUUUCCUAAUGUGUUGAAAUGUUUUAUUCGUUUUUACUCAGUUAUUUGAUAUUUUGAGCCUUCAAACGUUUUCUAGUCUCAGACCUAUGCAAACUUUUUUGCCUUACUCGCGCGAUAAUUCCAGAGCGUCUCACUCCACGCCUUGCUCUUUCGACACGACCAUUUUAGUUUCGAGACCAAAGUGAGCGUCUGUCGGUCUGUCCCGUAUUUCUACUCGUAUUUUUUGCAAAGUUUUAUAUUAACUGUCGAUUAAAAACACUAAAUAAAAGAAGCUUCUGAAACGUGCGUAUUAUGAUUUAUUAGCGUAUUUUUAAAUCAGCCUGAAAUCGUUGCUUAGUUUGAGCUGUUUAGCCAUUUCACGGUUAUGUUUUUACCACAUUUCUUCGUUCCUCCUGACCCGUCGGGGAAAGUUGUUCAAGUUCAGGAGCGUCCCUUUUCCUCUCCGACUGAUUUAAAAAUUAACUCGGGGCAGGGGAACGCUCGAGUGAGGUUGAAGUCGGUCCCCGAGAGCCACCAGGCUUCGUUGAUCAAGCACAAUUGACCCGCAAAUCACGGCUCUGCCCAUCAGCGCUUCUCGUUACUCGGUGUAUUAAACGCUAACGGAAACCUACAUCUCUCCCUGUGGCUUGAACACUAAUGAUCGGUUGUGACGGUGGCAAAUAUAUUUCUCUCUCUCUGUCUCUCGAAGCUCAACACGCGAAAAGUUUUUACAUGAGUGAAAUAAAGAAAUAUUUGAGAGAAGGUUAAAGGAUGUUUAAACAGUCGUGGUUUGUGUUUAAAUUUCUUUCGCAACUUUAUUAAAAUCACAAUCUCCGUAUUUACGAUUUGACCGGCUUGGGUUAGAGUUGCCUUUUUUUUUUUCUCUCUCUGCUUUGCCGUGAACAAUUUUUGAUCUUUUUUGUUUUCCAUACAGGUUGUAUCUCCUUUAAUUAAAAAAAAUAAAGUAUAUAUUCAGUGA
Molecule: messenger RNA, 4311 nt
Organism: Neoarius graeffei (lesser salmon catfish)
Lineage: Eukaryota; Metazoa; Chordata; Actinopteri; Siluriformes; Ariidae
Gene: ctnna1
Product: catenin (cadherin-associated protein), alpha 1
Exons: 18
Coding region: 294-3014 (906 amino acids)
Biological process (GO): cell-cell adhesion; cell migration
Cellular component (GO): catenin complex; adherens junction; actin cytoskeleton
Molecular function (GO): structural molecule activity; cadherin binding; actin filament binding
Source: RefSeq, a predicted model, not a curated record